AUGAAUUGUUUGAUUUCCUUUAAAAAUACAAGAUCAUGUUUCGUUAAUAUACCCGAUUCCUUGUUGCUGCAACUGGAUGGGCCUUUACAAGAGUAUGCAGUUUGCGUAGAGGUUCCAAUGACUAAAGAAGAUGACAAAUUGAUAAAAAACCAUUAUUUUGGCAUUUCCGGCCUGCCUUCGUUGUCGACGACAUGUGAAGUUAUCGAAAUUGAUCCUGUUUACGCUCAUGUACUAGGAUUAGCAGAUUCAGAAAGGGUAUAUAUAUCAUUAAUUAGAGUUGAUAAAAUGAUUCAAAAACUCGAAAUAAAGCCUGAUUCUCCUGACGACUGGGAAAUUGCAGAACAAAAUGCGGAUUGGUUAGAAAAGAAUUUCUUUAAUAGUUACCGCAUUAUAAGUGGAAAGAGGUUUCCAAUUUUUUUUCCUUCAGGAACUGCGAUUACAUUCCAGGUAAUGAAUGCUGAACCCAGCUUUCGCGACUGUGGUCGUUUAAGUCCGUCAUCUGAAGUGCUUGUUACUCCCUUUAUUAGAGAGAAAGUAACUGAAAGUAGUUCAUAUCUUACUUUGAGAGCUGUUGUUGAGAAUGAUCUUGUACCGAAAGAUGACGCCAUGAAUGCUCCCGAGCUCUGUGUUUUUAUGCCUGGAAGUCUUGAAUUUCCAACGCGCUCUGCUUUCAUAGAGCCAUCAGAUUCUUUUUCCUCCUCUCCUUUGAUUGUUUGUGUUGUUCAGCUUCCAUUUCAAUGGCCAGGACAGUUCUUCAUAUCUAAAAGUUUAGCUUCAUCAUAUAAAUUUUCUACCGGGCAGAUUUUUAGAAUUUGGCCUACUAAUAUCGGUACCAUGUCAUCAAAAUUUCAUCUUCGUCCAUUGAAUAAACAAAGUUCGGAGGAUUAUAUCGGUACUUUGGUCAUUUCAAGGAUUAAACAUUCGUAUUUAAUGAAUGGAAUGGAUUUACAUAUUCCUGAUUUGGAUGCUCUAUACUCGGUAGAUGGUCGUACUGGUUACGUUGAAAGUGAAAAGAAUAUUGAUAUAGACUCUAGUUUGUCAUUUGAUGCGAAUGGUCGGGUUUCUCAUACGAAAACAAGAGAUAUGCCUAACCCUUUCCAAGAAUUAAUGAGUAGCAUUGAAUUAUCGAUGAACUUUGGUUACAAUGUUUUGGUGAAUGGAAUAAAGGGUUCAGGUAAGACUUCUUUACUAAGAUCUUUAAAUCAAAAAUGUUGUACUUCUACAGUGUUUCAUACUGAAUAUAUUUCCUGUACCGAACUGAACUUAUCUUCUUUUAGUAAAUUUUCAGGUUUUUGGGACCGAAUGAUACUAAAACUGGUUGGGCGUAGCCCUAGUAUCGUGCUUUUGGACGAUUUUGAUAGUUUUUGGAACUCUGAAAAUGAAAAUAAUGAAUUGUCAUUUGUUUCAGAAAGGCAGCUUCAGUACUUUAUUGAAAGGCUAACUUACUUGAAGUCGGUGAAGGAUAUUAUGAUAGUUGCGACUGUUCAAAAUCCUGGCAAACUUCCAGCUGAUUUAAAUUCACGGUUCUUUUUUCAACAGCGAGCGAUCAUUCCUCCAAUACUAAUAAACGAUCGUGAAGAGAUUUUAAGAUUCUUUUUUAAAGAUUUGAAUCAAACUAUUCCAGAAGAGAUUUUGCGAACAAUGUCAAGAAAGACUGAUGGUUUUACCCUUCUAGAUCUUUCAUUAGUAACGAAACGUGUAUAUAGUGAACUAGCUUUAUUAGGAUUACUAGAGGACUUUGAUAAAGUUAUGAAAAGUAUAAACUCCGUUCUACAAGGAUAUGUUCCUAUGCAUACUAGAAAGACGAAGUUCGUCAAGUAUAACAUCGAUUGGAAUAGUAUCACGGGAAUGCAAGAUGCUAAGUUGGUUUUGCAAGACAUUAUAGAAUCUCCAGUGAAGUAUUAUUCUAUUUAUAAGCAAUGCUCUUUACGACUACCUACAGGAGUUCUUUUGUACGGAUACUCAGGUUGCGGUAAAACACAUUUGGCUUCUUCUAUUUCAAACGCAUUUCCGGUGCAGCUAAUAAGUGUCAAAGGUCCUGAAAUUUUAGAUAAGUACAUUGGAAGUUCAGAGCAAGCAAUAAGAAAUUUGUUUGAAAGGGCGCAAUUAGCUAAACCUUGCGUUUUAUUUUUUGAUGAAUUUGAUUCCAUCGCCCCACGAAGAGGCCAGGACACUACCGGCGUAACGGACAGAGUGGUAAAUCAAUUACUUACUCAAUUAGAUGGUGCUGAACAAUAUGAAGGUGUAUAUGUAGUUGCAGCAACUACACGACCUGACAUGAUUGAUCCAGCGUUGUUACGUCCUGGUCGGUUAGACAAACUGGUAUUUUGCGAUCUACCAAAUAAAAAAGAACGAGCGGAUUUUUUUGCUAAGAUGUUGGAAGAAAAUCAAAUAGCUGAUAAGUCAUGCAUCACUGAGCUGGUCUUCCAAACACAUGGAUAUUCAUACGCAGAUUUAUCCUCUAUAUUUACCGAAGCACAUUUAAUUGCUGUACAUCACUAUCUGAAAAAAGAGAAAUCGUUUGCCUCGAAAGAUAUAAUGAAUCCAACGGAUUCGUCUAAAGAGAGCACAUUAGACAAGAGGAUGUCAACCUCAGGAAAAGAAGAAUCAACUCGUGGCUUAAGGAAUUUUGAAAUCAAUAAAGAAUGUAUAUUUAGUGCAUUAAGAAAUACUAACUCCAGUAUAUCUGAGGAGGAGUACAAUAAAUUGGCCUCCAUCUAUAAACAAUAUACGCAUAACGGUUUAAAAAGUCAAAAAGAAAAUAAUAAAAAAACAGGACUUAAAACACGACAAGCAUAA
Schizosaccharomyces octosporus yFS286 is the source of this 2799-nucleotide messenger RNA. Its product is annotated as AAA family ATPase Pex1. The transcript is spliced from 2 exons. Gene Ontology annotation, molecular function: ATP binding; ATP hydrolysis activity. Gene Ontology annotation, biological process: protein import into peroxisome matrix. Lineage: Eukaryota; Fungi; Ascomycota; Schizosaccharomycetes; Schizosaccharomycetales; Schizosaccharomycetaceae. Bases 1 to 2799 code for a protein of 932 amino acids. The record is from RefSeq and is a predicted model, not a curated record. Gene Ontology annotation, cellular component: peroxisomal membrane; cytosol; peroxisome.